CUUCACUCUGCCUGUUAACUGCUUAUCACCCACAGAUUCAUUUUGCUGUUGGAGAACAUUUAAGAAUCCCCCAAUGAGAGCUGAUCUAUUGUGUUUUACACUGUUACAGCUUUAUGUUCCUUCCUGGUAACGUUAUGUCACAGGAUGGAGAACAUGUGCUCUCUCACCCUGAUACUUCUGAGCUUGUCUGGAGCGUAUUCAGACAGUCACUCUCUGCGCUAUUAUUCCAUCGGGGUCUCAGCUCCAGGAUCGGGUCUUCCUGAGUUCUCCAUAGUUGGAUAUGUGGAUGAUCAGCAGAUUGAACUAUAUAGUGGUGAUAUUGGCAGAAGUGUUCCUGUGGCUCCGUGGUUGAGCAGGAAUGUUGGUCUUGAACACUGGGAGAGAAGGACACGGAUUAGUAAAGAAUAUGAGGCUUUAUACAAAUAUGAAGUGAAGGCAGCUGUGAAGAGAUUCAACCACACUGGAGGAUCUCAUUUCGUGCAGGUGAUGCAUAACUGUGAGAUGAGAGAUGAUGGAAGCACCAUAGGGCAUCAGGAGUAUAGAUAUGACGGGGAAGAGUACAUGUACUUGGAUAUGAAAACAGCACUAUAUAUCCCCACCAUGGCUGAAGCUCAGAUCAUCACACAGAGAUGGAACAGUCCGGAUAUAAGAAAGGGGGAGAGGGAAAAGAAUUUUCUGGAAAGUAAAUGCAUCGAAAGGUUGAAAAAAUACCUAGAGUUUGGAAGAGAAGAUCUGGAGCGGAGAGUUCAGCCAGGGGUGAAGGUCCAAGGUCAAGAAUCUACUAAAGUCACAAAGCUUAACUGUCACGUGUACGGAUUUCACCCCAGAGCUGUGUACGUGAAGUGGAUGAUGAACGGGGUGGAUGACAUUCCCUCAUAUGAGACCACACAUGUCCUUCCCAAUCCUGAUGGCACCUAUCAGAUCAGGGUCAGUGUGGAGGUGAUCCCUAAAGAGGGCGAGAGUUACUCCUGUUAUGUGGAUCACAGCAGCCUGGAGGAACCACUCCUUGUAAAAUGGGAACCAAAACAGAACACCUUUUGGACUAUAGUCAUCUGUGCGGUCAUCAGUGCGGUCAUUAUUGUGAUCAUCGUUAUUACUGGAAUCCUUAUAUACAGAAAUCGGAACAAUUACAGAGCGGCCAGCACUUCGGACACAUAAGCUGACAACAGUAAUGAAGUUGCUGAGGAAUCAUGACUCGUGUUGGGAUGUAGGCCAAGAAAGGAAGAAAAUUUAAUUAUUUGGCCUGAAGGUUGGAUGAUAUACAAGGAUCAUUGCUGGACCUCUCCAUUCCCACACUGACUGUGACCAUAAUAUCAACUCAAGACAAUGUCUUCUAGCGGGUUGGGAGUCAACAAUCAGCCCUUCACUUCUCUUCCAGUCUCCAUGAAGCUAUUUUUAACUCCUAAAGACCAAUUUUUUUGACUCCAAGCCUCAUUAUUUUAGUUAAUUAUUGUAAUGUAUUAUGCCUAUGUCACCCCAUACCUUGAAAUAAAUCCAGCUGCAAUUUGUCCCAAGUUGAAUGGUGGUCUCAAUCCAGAGAUAUGAGCGAUUCUAUAUUAUGCAAAGUAGGCACUUGGUGCAAUGAGGGCCUUGCCAUUGCACCUCAUUGCACUUGGAGCUCCAGUCAGUUUUUGUGCUAGCCGCGUCCCCCACUCUGAUUGACAAGUCCAAGCAGUGUAGAGGUAAUUGCGUCUGGCCUGAAAUCUCACUGCUGCGUGCUGUAUGGAUGGAACCUGUACUGUGCAUGCAUCCAUCUGCCCGGCAAGCUCCAGAACUGUACAGCGCAUGCGCAAAUAAGAGAGGCAGCCAUGAGAUUAAAUGGCCAGGCACACUUACCUCUAUAGUGCCUGGACCUGUCACUAAGAGAGGGGAGUUAUGUCCAGCAGAGAAACUUCCUGGAGCUCCAGGUACAACAAGGUGCAAUGGCAAUUUCCUUGUUGCACUAAGGGGAUAAUUUGUAUAACAUAAAAUCACUUAUAUAUCUGGACUGAGACCACCAAUCAACAUGGAACAAAUGGGAUUAGAUUCAGCUCACCAGGGCACAUCUUCAAAGCCUGCUGGAUUUAUUUUAAGGUUUGUAGUGACAGAUUUCCUUUAAAGUGAAUUUCUGUCUUCAAUCAUCAUGAUGUCACGGUCCCUCCCGUGACAGAGGUGAGUUCAGAUAGACUUGCUGCACGUGAGGCUAUCUGACAGGUCUCUCUGUUUUCCUUUUAGCAUGUUGUUGUUUGGCAGGAUCUCACCUCUCCUCAGGUUAUGCUCGUUAUCAGUGACGAGGCUCUAUUUAGGUCCGCCUCACACUGCUAACCAUGCGGUUAAUAUUUCCUGUUGGAGUUGCUAGAGCUUGUUUGUUUUGGAUCUUCUGCUUCUUCAGACAUCCCAAAGCUAAGUGUUUGUUGCCUUUUCUGUUUGUUGUUCUCUGAUGUGUUUUGUUCUAGGCUUUAGGGAGACGUGGGUUUCUUCUUCUGGGAAAGAACCAGCUGUCUUGUCUCCUGCUACCUAUCCUAGGGCUCGUCAGUUUCAGCAGGGGCUAGGUAUACGGUGUAUGAGCAUUUCCACCAUCAGGAUCUGCUCAUACUGGCAGGAGUUAGGGAAAGGCCUAGGGAUUACUAGGAGGUCAACAUCCCCCUUCCUUAGCUUUUGAGGCCCAGACUGUUGUCUUUCUUUUGUGUGUAUCUGGUGUUUUCCCCUUCCCCAUUGCCCGUGACACGUGAUGGUUUUAUUUAGGGCCAAAAUUCUGUGCUAAAUAAUUUAGUAGUAUAUCUUCAUAGCAGUCAGAGCUGUAUUUUUCUGGAGCAUGCUGUCUACCGGCAUCCAUCACUAGAAGGAUCAUGGAAGCACAUUGUAAGUUGUCUUGGUAACAAGUUCUAUGUAUACACAGUAUGCUGUGAGCUCCCUCUAGUGGUGGUCACAGUCCAAAACCAUGUUAUAUUUUAAAGGGGGUUACCAGGAGUACAUAUUCUCAAGAUAGGUCAUAAACAUCAGAUUAGUGGGGGUCCAACUCCAGCUUCUCUGGUGAGCGAUGCGGCAUCCUCGUAUCAAACCAAGCACAGCACCGGACAUUCAUCGUAUCCUUGCUUCACUUGAAUGGGACUGAGCUGCACAUAGCCCUGUGACUAAUGAACGUGAUGUAAUUGGCCUAGGAAGACUGUGUGGGGGUGCCAGGAGUCAGACCAUCGCUGAUUUGAUUGACAUAUCCUAUAGAUGGGUAAUCAGUAUUUUACUCCUGGAAAACGCCUUUAACUCUAUGUCCAUGCAGGGGAUUUGAAACUCUGAUCACGAUAAUGAUAUAUUAACUAAAUUAACUAGCACAGAAAAAAGUACACAAAAUAUUUUUCAAGGGUAGACGUUUAUUUAAAGGUCCAAAAUAUUUUUGGGCUUUUGCAUCUAAGCAUUUUGGUGGUCAAAACAUUUUUGUUUUUAUCGUAAUGUACCAGUGUGAGGUCUUACUUAUGUGUCUACUGUUUUUUGAUUAGUGACUGUUACAUAUUAAAAUGUAUUAAAUGUACAAAUAAUGUGUGUUUUUUUAAGGUAGCAUCCAAUAGAUUAAAAUGACCUUUAAGGUUCCUCUGAUCUUCAUUGUUGGAACAUUGUCUGACUCGACCUGCCCCUGCUAGACUGCAAGAGCAGGAGCUGUAAUCCAGCACCGCGCCACGCUCCGGGAAGAAACACAGCUGUUUUUCUGUUCACAGUUUGAGAGCCGCAAACCGUGGCUCUGCAAGCUGUCCGCAGCCCACAGGCAAUGGGUUGUGCACCCCUGGCCUAGGCACAGCUUAGCCCCAUUGAAGUGAAUGCAGCUUACCUGAGAUACAAAGCAAAGCCGCUAUACAAUGUACGGCAUGGUGCUUGGUGAGCUGAGAGAAGACUACGACACUACUGCAAGCACCGAUGCCUUCUCAACCAGCUGGUGUCGGACCCCACCUAUCAGAUACUAAUGCAUGGACACACAAUGAACGUGUUUCUGGCUGUUUAGAUGCAGGUUUAAACCCUAUCAAACUUUAAGAAACAAGAAAAAACUGGAACCCUGCCAUAUAAAAAAUAAAAACGUGUGUAUAUUUCAGAACA
Bufo gargarizans (Asiatic toad) is the source of this 4062-nucleotide messenger RNA. Its product is annotated as major histocompatibility complex class I-related gene protein-like. The record is from RefSeq and is a predicted model, not a curated record. Gene Ontology annotation, cellular component: external side of plasma membrane. NCBI's taxonomy places the organism in Eukaryota, Metazoa, Chordata, Amphibia, Anura, Bufonidae. The transcript has 7 exons. Gene Ontology annotation, biological process: immune response. The coding region runs from base 145 to 1158 and encodes 337 amino acids.